AUGGCCACCUCGCAGCCAAGUCAAGCCCUCGUGAGGCGGGCCUCAGUCGACGACGUGGCCCUGAUGCCCCCACCGCCGUUCAAGCGGAUCAAGAGGCCGCCGAAAGUGCUCGACGAGGAUGAAUACACACAGGCGCUGUCCGACAUCAUUGCGCGCGACUACUUCCCCGGCCUGUUGGAGAGCCAACUCCAGCACGAAUACCUUGCGGCGCUGGAAUCAGGCAACGACGCAUGGGUUGCGGAAGUGGCGCACAGACUGAGACAGGCCGCCGCCCAGACGGCGGGUAGCGCGAAGAGGAGGGCAGCGCGAAGUACUCGCUUCGACAGUACACCGUCGGCAACGCCCACAAGAGCCCAAGAUACACCGCUGGGAAACACAGGCGACGAGACGCCCAUUAGCGUGGCUGGUUCUGCGAUCUCAGAUGGCGGAAGCGGGCUAGAAAAGCGAAACGGACAGUUGGACCUGGACACGGCAAGGCUGUCCCUAGGGGCCUUUCAAGCGAAAUACACGUCCGAAGACAACGAGUCGUUCAACACGGUGCUCGACAAACAAAAUCAAAAGCGCCGUCUCAAGCACGCGCACCUCUGGACCCAAGACCAGCGACUAUCUUCGGCGCGACAGAUCGCGUACCGCCGCGCCGCGCACGAAGCCCGCUUGCUCAAACAAAACCCAGAAGCACAAGCAGAGGAGGACGACGGGGAUGCCACGGCGGCGGCGGGCGGGAAAGCACUAAUCCCCAUCCCCAUCUCCAGUGGUGCGGUGGACUCCCGCCCCGCGAGGCCUGACGCCUGGAAGAUCCAGAAGCCCGACAACACACUCAUGUUCCCGGCCAGCUCGGUCGACGAGGACGGCAUCCCGACGGUCCAGCAAGUCAGGGAGCAGACCUCCAAGGCCGGCGUCAAGGAGGUCGUGCACGCCAACACGCGGUUCCCUCCUCUCCACGUCCAGUAUGCGGAUGACUUCGCGGCGGGCCCCGUCCCACCAAGCCCGAGUCUCAACACCGAAAUCAUCGCCCAACGCGGACGACGCGGCGUCGGCGGCGGCGGCGGCCCAGGAAACGAGGUCUUCUCUGCUGCCUCGGAAUUCCUCGGCAGCGAAACGCCCCGAGUCAACGGGUAUGCCUUUGUGGAUGAAGAUGAGCCGGAGAAUAAUAAUAAUAAUGUCCAUGACCCAUCCGCCGCCAACGGUUCGGCUUCGGCGCCAAGCUACAGGGAUCUUCUCGCCGGGCAGGUCGGGGACGGGACGCCCAACCCGUUUACAAUCAGCGAGAUCCGCAAGCGCGAGGAUCUGCACUUACGGAUGGUGGAGAGGCAGGCGAAGAAGAAGCGAGACAAGGACAAGGAGACCGUCAGGACGCCCGUGUCCGCGGUGGCGCUAAGUGGCCAAAGAGGCGCAAGGACGCCCGCCGGCAACGUGACUCCCGCGGCCAGGAGAUUGAUGGAGAGGUUGGGCGCGAAGACACCCUCCUCGAGAGGUGCUGUGCCGGGCGAUGUCGCCACGACGAGUAGUAGUACCCUAGAUUGGACGCCGGGUCGCACACCGCGAAGGAAGACGCCGCUGGUCAAAUGA
This is a messenger RNA of Cladophialophora carrionii CBS 160.54, 1569 nucleotides long. RefSeq lists its product as uncharacterized. The record is from RefSeq and is a predicted model, not a curated record. Gene Ontology annotation, cellular component: catalytic step 2 spliceosome. Bases 1 to 1569 code for a protein of 522 amino acids. The transcript has a single exon. Lineage: Eukaryota; Fungi; Ascomycota; Eurotiomycetes; Chaetothyriales; Herpotrichiellaceae.